This is a messenger RNA of Spodoptera exigua (beet armyworm), 1971 nucleotides long. The record is from the annotation of a GenBank genome assembly. NCBI's taxonomy places the organism in Eukaryota, Metazoa, Arthropoda, Insecta, Lepidoptera, Noctuidae.
AUUGGUUGACAGUUGACAUAAUGUCUUUGACAUUGUAGUUUGCAUAUAUGAUUGUCAAUCGUCAUAAAUAUUUAUUAUUUCUUUUAAUUUAAAUUGUAAUAAUUCUAUGGUUUUAUAAAUAUAAUUUUCCGUAUAAAUUGUAUAUAACCAACCGCAACGUAGGAAAAACGUUUGAAAUACAUUCAUGUACACACAAGCUAUGUUACACAAUAUUUGAAAUAUUGUCGUACCGUACCUAUUUGUAAUUGUUUAAAUCUUUAACAAUGAAUGACGGUGGUUCGAAGAAGAUCCUUUUUAAUAAAUCUACUUUAUUUAGUUUGAAAGCCGAGCUUUUAAGGAAGCAAGAAGAGGUAAAUGAGAAGAGACGUCUGCCGCAACACAAACUUGAGAACUUCAAACCUCCUGUAAAAGAAAAAAAACCAGACAAAGAUCCAGAAAUUUCACACAAAAAGACAUUCAAAGACAGUUUAAAAGCUGUUGACGCUGAAGAGUUGGAAGCAUGCAGGAAAGCCAAGGCAGUAUUGGAAAAGAAAGCUGAGUUGUAUGAGCAUUUGUCAGAUGGCGCUGGCAACUCUCAGCUGGCUGGUAGAUUCCUCGUGGACUUCAACACUAAGAAACAGCAAGAUACAGAAAAGGCAGUUGAGGAGGAGCCUGAAUUAUAUCAGAAUGAGAGCAGUUACAGUCAAGAUGAUGAUGAAUGGACUGAGUUCACAGACUGCUUGGGCAGAACAAGAAAAUGUCAUAAAUCUGACUUGGAUAUGUAUCGCAAAAGAGAUGCUGCACUUAUGAAGUCUAUGGGUAUAGAUAAAAAUUCUCCAGAUGAUGAAGAACCUAAACCAGAGGAACCUGAAAGUCCACCUAAAGAGAAACCACUCUUAGUACAAACAACAAAUGAAUAUUUACAAUCAUUGCGCGAAAAAUGGGAGCAGAAAGAAAGAGAGCUACUGGGCAAAGACAAAGAUAUACAUUACCAAGACUUGCUGUUUGAUGAGGCCCGUAUCCAUGGUGUGGGUUACUAUUCAUUUAGUACCGAUGAAACGGAGCGGAAGAAACAAAUGGAGGAACUGAUAAAGCGACGGGAAGAAACUCUGAAGGCACAGCAAGAGAGUGAGGCGAUUCGUAAGAAGAGAGACGAGAUGAUUGCUGCGAGAGUGGCGGCUGCACGAGCUAGGCAGAGAGCGAGAGCUGGUCUACCUCCCGAAGAACCUGCUAAAGAAAACCAAAAAGACUUUACAACGUGCCUUCUAGAAUUUUUAACGCAACAGAGGAACGAAGCUGAUGCUAAGGCAAAGGAAGAAGAAAACAGAAUUAAAGCAGAACAAGAGAAGGAAAGGCAAAAGUUACGUGAAGCUUACGUGCGAGAAUGGGACAUUGGCAAGGAAGGCGUAGAAAGUAAGAUAAAGAAAUUUAGAGAAAUGACCCAAGAAGAAUAUGUAGAGCAACAAAGAGAUAAAAGAAUUAAUGAAUUUGCUCCACCACAAGCUUCUACUUCAGGCAAUGCUAAUGUUUUCGAUGAUAAAGGAAACAUGAUAGGCAAUAAAGAAGCUAAUGCCACUAAAACGUGGGCGGAUGUCAGGCCCAAACUCAAGACACCACCUCCUCCUGAAAUAGGUGAUCUUAAUGAGAUACCACAAAAAGGACUGUACUUCUCAACAGCAAAGAAGAACGAUAAUUUCAAAUAUAAGAAUUUUGUUAGAGCUCAAGAACCUACGCCUAUUAUUGAUGAGUUAGAAGAUACUGAUUCGGCACCGCAUAAUACAAGGAUAGAGAAAAGGAAACAUGAAACAGAAGGAGUAGCAAUACCCCCACCACCGACAUUUGAGUACUAUGGGCCUACUAUAAAACAGACAAAGUAUGAUAAACCUUUUGAAUCCGAUAUAAGAGAGGCGUACAGCCAAGGUGCCAAAAGCCUAGAAAAUAAAUCAAAGGGCAAACAGUUGCCAAAGCAUUAUGAUUUUACUUUCGAUUAAG